AUGGGGUCAAGAAUUUGGGCUCACCUAACAGCAGCGGCCACGAAUGCAGUGGGUGCGGCAGCCAACAUCUUUGCUAUGGUUCCGGGGAAUGAAGCACCAAACAAACAUGGCGCUCAUCACAUGGUGGGCACAAAGGAGGGGGCAUCUUUGCCUGAUCGCCCCGCUCGAUUGAAGAGGACUCGUGCUGCUAGAGAAGGUGACAAGCAAGAACAGCCACGCAAGACGAAGAAGCGAAGGAAGUCCUCUGCAGCAGCAGCAGAACAAAUGGGCGCCAGGACUGAAGUAAUGAGGGAGAAACAUGUAUCAACAGAGCAGCAAGUGGAGGUGGGAGGAUCGGACGCGCAUGCCGUCGUGCCUCAAGAAGAGUACACAGAGAUGGCACUGGACGUUUCCCUGGAGCCUUUCCUGCCACCCAAGAGCCACUAUAGCCCUGCGGUGGCACUGUGGGAGCAAGUGGCAGCAGCAGAGAUGGAGGCCUCCCAGGCGGUCCUCAAUGCAAAGCAUCUGCGAGAGGAGGCCGAGAGGGCAGAACGCGGAAAGGGUGACCUUCCAGCCCACGUAGCAGUACUCCCAAGCAGCUCGGGGACAGCAGGGCCUCUGGUGGACAAGGUGUCGACACCUAUCCAGGCCACACCGCAUCCUUCGGGAGUGGAGGCGUAUUUGAAUGGUGGCCUUAUGACAAAACAGUUCAAACAACAGAGGCUAAACGCUGCGCAGAAAGCAGGUCCGUCCGUGGUAGCAGCACCCCCCGUCUUCCAGUCCUGCAAUCUAACAGGCAGCACGGCCCAUGGAAAGCCCCAGCGCAUUGCAUGCCUGGGCCUGGAAGCCCCUCCGAACCCUCUUUGUCCCGACCUCGAGGCAGACCCGGAGGAAGACGGCAGCCUGACGUCAGCCUAUGGCGGUGCGUUGGGAUCGUCUGCAGACUUCACCGUCCCAAGUGACGGCCGCCGGCAGUACGGUCUGCGCAGCAGAGAGACUGAUCGCAAGGGGAAAGCGAAGGUCUCUUGGGACGCUCCUUCCUCUUCUCAUAAUAGCACCGUCAAUGAGGCGGGCCCCUCCGCAGUACCAGCAAACACCCCCGGGAACACGCUCGAGUACGAUGACGUCAUGAGCAGGGUCAUGCCGGCCCACGCCCGCUUCAACCACGGUCCCAGCCGCCUGGUCCGCGUGACGAGGCGGCGGAAACCCGCCUUCUGGUAUGCGGCGAAGGUGCUGCAUCUUUCCCCCGAAACGCAGGCGGAUCUCGCCCGCUUCCACGCGUGGCUUCGGAAGCCCCCACCUACGUGGCAAGGUGGGCCAAACUGCAAGGACUCGGCGGUCAAGAUCGUGGAUCGCAUCCGGGGGAUGCUGGGCUGGCUGAGUUACAUCGCGAAGCUCACCAACGUGGCUGACGUCAGGCUGCGGGACUUGGUGCCGUCGGCUGACGUGGGCGGCGCAACGCUGGCUCACGAGCACGUCAAGUGGUUGGCGGACGAGCGGGCGGCAGUCGAGUCGACGCUGCAGUGCGUCUACCGGAGCCUGCUGCACCUCGCCAUGUAUCUGUACCACACGGAAUCCAAUCUACACCCGUUCGGCGGGCAGCCCCCGUACGGCGACGUUGCGGUGGUUGCCGUGCUCCGCAGCCACUCGGGCUUGCUGCAGCGCAAGGCCAAAAAGGCGCCCAAGGUGGCGGACCAGAAGGCCAAGCUCGUGGCGUGGCCCGUCAUCGUGGGAGUGGUGCUCAAGGAAUUGCGGGCAGAAUGUGCAGGACUGUAUGAGAAGGGCUCCCCCAGAAAGGCCUUCACUGUUGCCAAGUCCGUCCAAAAGUACCUGAUUGCGGCAAUCCUCGCGUGCUGCGGGGACCGCCAGCGGACCAUCCGCGAGCUCAAGGUCGGCGAGACCCUGAUCAAAGAGAACGGCAGGUGGGUCAUUUGCCUUCAGCCGAAGCACCACAAGACAGGCGGGUCCGGGGCCGAGCGGCCAAAGAUUCCGCUCCCGACUUUCGUGUCCUCUGACAUGGACGCGUACCUGGACACGUGGCGCGAAUACCUGAGGCCAGAGCAUAAGUUCGUAUUCUGCUCCGCGACAGGCCGGCAGCUGAACGCCUCGGGCCUGUGCCAUUCGUUCAGUGAGACCGUCUUCAGGAUCACGGGGCUGAAGAUGAACCCGCACCUGGUGCGCACGUCAAUCGUGAUGCACUUCCGAGCGCAGGCUACGACCGACCGCGAGCUGGAGGCCCUGGCGCUGUGCAUGGGCCACAGCGUGGCUGUGCAACGGACGACCUACGAUCUGCGCAGCGUGGAUGACAAAGCUGGUCCGGCAUUGGCCAUGGUUGAGGGCGCCUUCGAGAAACUCAUGUGUAUCUUUUGACAUGAGUUAUUUCCUGCGUUGCUCGCAACUUAGACGGGAGAGGCUUCACAACGAAGGCGAGACAUACAAGCCGCUGCUCGCUAGAGUUAGACAUUGCUUCUUUAGAAGAUUUGUCUAACGAGCCAAUGAUUGGGAGCUCACCUGCAAUACGCACUUGCGUAGGCCAUGAAUUACAGACCAUCUACUAGUGAGUCCGGUUAAGAAGGCGUGCUCAACUCCCCCAGUUUGUGACCAGAGGCACACAAGAUGUUGAAAUGACGGAGUCUGCUCUUGAGCUGCAUUCGUUUCAAGUGGUUGCAGCUACCGCAGGUAGGUGGGACUAGUCGAAAAUUGGUAUAAGGUGUGGCUUAACAUCUAAAUGAAAAGCAAUAUGAG
Messenger RNA from Klebsormidium nitens, 2724 nucleotides. The record is from the annotation of a GenBank genome assembly. NCBI's taxonomy places the organism in Eukaryota, Viridiplantae, Streptophyta, Klebsormidiophyceae, Klebsormidiales, Klebsormidiaceae.